Spirodela intermedia is the source of this 1450-nucleotide messenger RNA. The record is from the annotation of a GenBank genome assembly. Lineage: Eukaryota; Viridiplantae; Streptophyta; Magnoliopsida; Alismatales; Araceae.
AUGAAAGCCGUUCCUGUUGUGUGCAAGUCGCAGUGUUCCUGUCCGUCCCCAGUCCAACCACUGUUCCCCAUCAUGCACGUCUGUCUUCGAGUCUCGGUCGUUUGUGGACUAACACCUAGGACACGUGUACGGUCCUGGUGAUGAUAGACGGUCAGCGGGCUGUCAAUCGCACGAGUGGCGGCGGCUCGACUGUCACCAGUGAGACUAUGUCGAUCGAAAUGUUUUCUGACUCAAAUAAGCUUUAUAUGGACUCGAUUAGUUUCUAACACGGCCGAUGUUGAAGGGAUUCCGGUUAUAUUAUUACCAAUUACGAUUUUGUGAUCUAUUAAAAUUUUAAAUAACUCCUUUAAAAUUAUGUCAUUCACAUCGUCUCCAAAGCCGUGUUAAUUUCCCGAAAACUUUCAUGUUCCGAGAUAUUUAUGACAUGCGCGAUAUCAUAUUAUAUGAUUAUUCACCUUGUACCUAGGGACGUGACAUGCGCGAUGUCUAGACAGGGCACCUGCGUGGUGAGGCCUCAUUGGUCGAUUCCUGCGUCAGCCGGCGCUUCGUCUCUCGUCGUCCUCUUUAUCCCUGGAGGUUGAGGGCUCACCUGGAAUCUCAAGAAAAUUAGGAAUUGACCGCGAUUGUCCGCAGUUGUUCGUUUCUGCUCAGGUCGGCCAGAUGGACACUGUUCUUAUUAGGGUCCCCUAUCUAUUGUGACCGUGAGUAUGGACCGUUAGAUCACAGGGCUCCGAAGGACCACAGAUAUCUCCGAGCCAUGGUGCGACCUGUCUGUAACCAAGAAGCGCAUAACUCGUCGUCUUAAAGCCCAAUAAUUUAUGUGACGUGGUUCGGUCUAUUGGCCUAUCAAACCUGGGAACCCCACUUCACGCCCGCCGUCCGUUUAUGCCCAGAGAACGAGCCGAUCCACACGCAUGACAGCGAAGAAGGAAGCCCCAGUCAGCGACGAAAGCAACGAACAUGUAGGUUUAGAGAGAGAGAGAGCGAGAGCGAGGGGAGAGAGAAAGAGAAGGAGAGCGAGCGAGCGAACGAGAGAGAGAGAGAGCGAGAGGGGGGGGGAGAACGUGGAGAGCGAGAGAGAGAGUGAGGGGGGGAGCGAGAGAGAGAGAGAGAGAGAGAGAGAGAGAGAGAGAGAGAGAGAGAGAGAGAGAGAGAGAGAGAGAGAGAGAGAGAUAGAUACAUAGAUACAUAGAUAGAGAGAGAGAAAGAGAGAGAGGGAGAGCAAGGGGGAGAGAGAGAGGGGGGAGAGCGGGGGAGAGAGAGAGAGAGAGAGAGAGAGAGGAAGGGAGAGCGAGGGAGAGAGGGAGAGGGAGAGAGAGAGGAAGGGAGAGCGAGGGAGGGAGGGAGAUGGACAGAGAGAGGAAGGGAGAGCGAGGGAGAGAGGGAGAUGGACAGAGUGAGAGAGACAGAGACAGAGACAGAGGAAGGAGCGAGGGAGAGAAGGAGAUAA